CCUUUCUUUCGAUUCAAUAGAAGAAAAGAAGCAAAAUGUCUACUUUUUCUUCAAAUCCAAGAAUCAACCUACAAGGAAGCAAGAUCCACAUCCAUGGAGCAAUUAUCGAAGAAAUUGAAGGACUCAUUAGAGUUUACAAAGAUGGAUAUAUUGAAAGGCCUCAAAUGAUUGCUAAUGUGCCCUGCAAUACCAUUCAAGAAGUUAGUGUGGCCUCAAAAGAUAUUAUUAUCAAUCAACACACUAACUUAUGGUCACGUCUUUACAUUCCAAGCUAUUCUUUUUCAGGCAAGUUUCCUGUUCUUCUUUACUUCCAUGGCGGCGGUUUCUGCCUUGGCUCAGCUUCUUGGAGCUGUUACGAUGAGUUUUUAGCAAAUCUUUCUUGGAAAGCAGGUUGCAUAAUUGUUUCUUUAAAUUACCGCUUAGCCCCUGAACAUCGACUUCCUGCUGCUUAUGAAGAUGGUUUCAACACCCUUAUUUGGUUAAAACAACAAGCUUGGAAUGACUCUCCUGAGCAUAAAUGGUGGUUAAAUUAUUGUAAUUUUAAUAGGUUGUUUCUGGGUGGUGACAGUGCUGGUGCUAAUAUUGCUUAUAAUGUAGCUAUAAGGCUAGGAUCCAGCACAAAUAUUAACAUCAUCAAGCCAUUUUGUCUGAGGGGGGUUAUCCUGGUCCAACCUUUUUUUGGAGGAGAAGAGCAAAGCUUAUUUGAAAAAAAUGUUACAACUCAAUUAGAAUCUAAUUCUGCAUUAACUGUAUCAGCUUCUGAUACUUAUUGGCGAUUAUCGCUGCCUGUAGGGGCUAAUCGCGAUCAUCCAUGGUGCAAUCCUGUCGCGAUUAGUGCUAAUAAACUGCGCAAUUUGAAUCUUCCAUCAACAAUGGUUUGUGUAUCAGAAAUGGAUAUACUCAAGGAAAGAAACUUGGAGUUUUGUAGAGUAUUGGCUAGUGUUGGUAAGAAAGUGGAAAAGGUUGUUUAUAGAGGAGUUGGACAUGCAUUUCAAAUUCUGCAUAAUUCUCAGUUUUCUGAAGUUAGGACACAAGAAUUGAUGGCUGAUAUCAAGUCUUUCAUCAACAAAUAGUGCAAUAUAUUUCUGAUGUCUCCAUGUUUGAGACUUUGUUCAAUUUUUCUCGAGCAGUCUUUCACUUAGCUUUUUGUAAAAUUGUUAUAUGUCUACCUUAUUGCACAAU
Messenger RNA from Jatropha curcas, 1182 nucleotides. Its product is annotated as putative carboxylesterase 17. Lineage: Eukaryota; Viridiplantae; Streptophyta; Magnoliopsida; Malpighiales; Euphorbiaceae. Gene Ontology annotation, molecular function: hydrolase activity. The record is from RefSeq and is a predicted model, not a curated record.